Molecule: messenger RNA, 2686 nt
Organism: Musca vetustissima
Lineage: Eukaryota; Metazoa; Arthropoda; Insecta; Diptera; Muscidae
Gene: retn
Product: protein dead ringer
Exons: 11
Coding region: 38-2686 (882 amino acids)
Biological process (GO): regulation of transcription by RNA polymerase II
Cellular component (GO): nucleus
Molecular function (GO): DNA binding
Source: RefSeq, a predicted model, not a curated record
UGUACCAAGGGAGAAAACCUUCAUCAUUUUACAUCUAAUGCAACUCAAUACGAUGGACUGUACAGGGCGUUCAAAUGCACCUGACCGUGAAGGGGACCUGGGCGAUGAUAUGUCACACGAACUCCACUCGGAUGAUGAACUACGCGAUUGCGAUUCCGACGAAGGAGACCACAUGGCUAGAGUUAGUUCUCGCCUAAAUGCGUCCAUGACUAGCAAUGGUGGUGGUGACAUCAGUGGGCAUGAACACGCCAGCGAUAUGCAAAUGAGCCAUCACCAUCACCAGUUCCCAGCAAAUCAUCCUCUAAAUGCUCUCAACAAUAUUAUGGGUAUGGGUGGUUUGCAUGGAAUACCCAGUCUACAGCACAAUGACGUAUUGGAGAAGCUUAAAAUGCAAGUCCGUGACAUGAAAGUGGGCUUAAUGGAUCAGGAAUACGCGGCUGCACACGCGGCAGCUUUUGGGGCAAAUGUUUUAUCGUCGCCAAUAAAUACAGCGUUUUCACUGCCACCCACAACAAUGGCAUCCUUUACACAUGCCGCCCAGACAUUGGCAGCACAGGCCAACAAUAACCUAGGCUCCCAUUUGAGUGCAAGUACACCGACAGCUCCAACGUCUGCUGCAGCUGGGCCAUUUUCGAAUGGAAACCACAACAAUUCCAACUUUUCCUUUACCUCGCCUACAGCACCAAAUCCAAAAGACGCGAAUCCUGCCUCAAAUUCCUCAACAUCCAGUGAAACAUCGAAUUCGUCGCAACAAAACAAUGGUUGGAGUUUCGAAGAGCAGUAUAAACAAGUUCGUCAGUUGUACGAAAUCAACGAUGACCCAAAGCGAAAAGAAUUCUUAGAUGAUUUAUUUUCUUUUAUGCAGAAAAGAGGCACGCCCAUUAAUCGCCUGCCAAUUAUGGCCAAAUCUGUUUUGGAUCUGUAUGAGCUGUAUAACCUGGUAAUUGCACGUGGUGGUUUGGUGGAUGUCAUCAACAAGAAGUUGUGGCAAGAAAUCAUCAAAGGCUUGCAUCUGCCAUCAAGCAUUACGAGUGCAGCUUUUACGCUAAGAACACAAUAUAUGAAAUACUUGUAUCCGUACGAAUGUGAAAAGAAAAAUUUAAGUACGCCGGCUGAAUUGCAGGCGGCUAUCGAUGGCAAUCGUCGCGAAGGCCGACGUUCGAGUUAUGGCCAAUAUGAAGCUAUGCACAAUCAAAUGCAAAUGCCACCAUUGGGGCGGCAAACGUUGCCCGGCGGUAUGCAGCAAAUGUCUCCUCUGGCUUUGGUGACACAUGCCGCAGCGGCAAAUAAUCAACAGGCACAGGCGGCUGCAGCAGCAGCGGCGGCCCAUCACAGACUGAUGGCCCCCACAUUCGGCCAAGUGCCAAAUUUAGUGACGCAAGAAAUCGAGCAGCGAAUGAUAGAAUACUUGAAAUUGAUACAAGUGAAGAAGGAGCAAAAUGCAAUGGGCAAUGGCUCUGCUGCCAUGGGCUUAUCGCCGCACCAUCAGCAGCAGCAACAUCAACAACAACAACAGCGAGAACAACAACAAAGACAGCGUUCACAGAGCCCAGAGAUCAGUCCCCGAGAGGCCUUUAAUGCGUUGGAAAUGUCACGGGUUGCCUUGUGGCAAAUGUAUCACAACAAUACCAGUCCCCCAGCAUCGGAUUCAAAGGAGCAGAAUGUGCUAAACAAUAGUAGUGAAGCCCUGAACCUAUCGGAUUCGCCACCUGGUGUUACCACCAUUAAGCGUGAGCGUGAACGCGAACCUAGCCCAGACAUGACUGAUAAUAAGGAAUUCCACCACCAACCACCACCCGCAAAACGUGCCGGAUUCCCCGCUAAUUUUUACAUACCCACCAAUAUGGCCGCUGCUGCUGCAGCUGUUAACUUCCAUUACAAGAAUGAUAACCAACAAGACUCCGAUGCGGAGGGUGAGGAAGGACAUGACGACGAAGGUGACCACGAUACUACAGUGAACUCUUCUCAUGAUGACACUAUGGAAAGACAACAAAUGAAUGGCAUGACGGGUAGGCCACCUCGACAUCACGGUAGUAAUAGCAGCGUUCACAACGAUAAGUCUGAUGAUUCUGCUAUAGAAAACUCGCCCUCCACAUCGGCAGUGUCUGGUGGAAACGAACACAUUUCUCCAGUGUCUACUAAAAAGAUACACUUGUCUAAGCAACACAGCCAACAUCAAGGAAGUGAAUCGAGUGGCAUUAGCGGAAGCAACAACGAAGUCAACAACAGUUUCUCGCCAGCCAACUCUUCACUGAAUCCUUUGGAUGCAUUAAAUUUAUUGUCGGGUAUGCAGUUUCGUGUCACCCGCAACGGUACCAAUGAAAAUGGUGAACAACAGUUGGUGGUUAACCUUGAAUUAAACGGCGUCAAAUACUCUGGACUUCUUGUGGCGAACACCACCAAGAAUGUGCCGUCAGCGGUGAGUACGCCAACCACAGCCAGUGCCAAAGAUAAGGAAUGUAACGACAACAUCAGUGGAAACAUCAGUAGUCUGUGUUCAAGAAACGAAAGCAUCAGCCCAACUCCACACUUAUCACACAGUAUGGAAACAUCCCGGACCUUGGACGCAACACUACCAGAAGCCCAUGAACUGACAAUGCAUGAUUCCGAUUCUCUAUCUGGAAAGUCUAAGCAUACAAAUCCCGCUUUAAUCAACGGUCCCAAUCCAGCUGCGAUAACGUCAUAG